Jaminaea rosea is the source of this 2136-nucleotide messenger RNA. RefSeq lists its product as hypothetical. The transcript is spliced from 2 exons. Bases 1 to 2136 code for a protein of 711 amino acids. Lineage: Eukaryota; Fungi; Basidiomycota; Exobasidiomycetes; Microstromatales. The record is from RefSeq and is a predicted model, not a curated record.
AUGCACCUUCUCGCACCCUUAUCCAGCCCGGUUCGCAUGCGUCAUGGCAGCCAGCACGUCGAAUCCGCAAGUGGUGACGCAGCGCUGAGCCUGCCUGAUGAGCCGAAGAUCCCAUUGCAAAACAGCACCGCCGCUCAAAUCGCUCGUAGUCAUCCAGCAUGGUUCUCUGCAGCCGCCAAUGGCUUUGAAGAGACCUUUGCGAGCGAGGCGGCUUGGAUUGCACCGGCGGCUGGACACAAUGUGGGCGCGAACUCAUCCAUCAUAGAGGCAUUCAAUGGCAGCUGCAAGGCUGACCUGGAGAACAGGGAUAUCCCUCCGGUUGUCUGGGCUCCACCAAGCACCCUCGGCGACAUCAGGGCGCAUCCAGCAUGGCAGUCUGCUUCUGUCAGCUUCGAUGCAUCGCUCGCAGGGGAGCUCAGCGUCCUGCCACCUAUCCCGGCUCUUCAUCCAUCAUCUUCAAUCAACGAGGUCCUCCGCUCAAUCUUUGCGGCUGAGCUUGCCGUCGAGCCAGAUGCCCCGACAUCGACACCUCAUCAUUCGUCGCCUCCUUCCCUCGCCUUGCCAACCUCCUUCGCCCGUCCUCGCCAAUUCCUCGCCGCUCCUCAUCCAUGGUCCCUCUGCUCCCGCCACGUCCUCCGCUGCCACCACCUCAGCCUCUCUCCUCCUCCUGCCGCGCCUCCCGCUGCCCCUCCCGCUGCGCACCUGCCCAUCGUCGAGCCUUUUCCGGUUGUUGCGCCUGCGACCUUGCGCAAUCUCAAAAAGCGCAUUGUUGCAUACGAGCGUCCACUCAGUCAACGGGACGUAGAGGCGUAUCAGAAGAGGGACCGUUUCCGCGGCCAUGAGCUCAGCGAGGCAACGCUUCGAGCGCUGGUCAGCACGGCAAAGCGCCUGGUCUUUGCCCCCGUCCCCAUCGACACCCAGGCGCUCAAGGCCGCGUUGGACGAUGGCAGCUACCAGACGGUGUGGCCGGCAAUGGUGGCUCAGGCUGUCCCCGGGCUAUCGCUCGACGUCUUCGAGCACACGGAGAAGACGUACCACCUCCUCUUCGGCGCCCUCAGGAUCGUCGCCCCCUCGCUGGACCAGGUCUGGCAAUUCGACCAGCAAGGGCGCAAGACGGGCCACACGGAGCAGACCGUGGUGCUGGCACCUGCUGGAUUCCAGCGUCGACGCAGUCAGCAGCCUGCCCUCUCUGCCCUCUUCUUCUGCUGCGCUCAGCUCAACAGGCUGCGUUUAGCAACAGACGUGGCGCUGUUGGAGGACAUCCUCAACGGCACAUACUGGCUGGCAAAGCGUUACGCAGAGUCUGGACUGGCCGAGGACAGGAGGAGGCUCACUUCGCUCCAGAGAGCUGUCAACCGGGAGUUGCAUGCGCUGGUCGCUGCGGACGGGACUACGUGGCCGCACCUCAGCAAGCUGGCGGAGAUGGUGGCGGAGCACCACGAGGCUGUCGUUGCACACCCACGCAACCCGGCACACGGCAUCGUGCGAGCUGCUCAUGGGUUCAACACGGACUUUCGCGCGCAAGAGAGGUUGAAGGAAGGGCCGCUACUGGCUGCCAGCCUGCGCGCCGACGGCGAAGUGAGCGACACGAUGGUCAAGGCCACGAUCUCGUUGCUGCGCCGCGCCACCGAUGUUGUUUGCGAGGAAUACGGUGUCGCCCGGCCCCGCAACGCUGAUGGGGUGGACACGCUGCUAUGGCGAGGGGCGCAGUCUGCGGAUCUCAUCCGCCUCAUCAUCCUGUCGUGGCAGCGAGGAAUGACCGCGUGCGACCUCGCUGUCCUCAAGCGCAAGGGAGUCUUCGUGUGGCAGGCUGGGGCUUGGUGGAGGCUCUUCGUCAUGCUGUCCGCAUGCUGCGCUCGCUGUAGGGUUCGGGAUCGCCUCACAGGUCUCGCCUUUGACACCACCGGUCGAACCUGGCACCCUCUGAGGGCAACGAUGAUGGCCCACAAGGACCACACUCGCCGCUUCUUCGAGGGCACCGAGAACCUCCAGCUAGCCACUCUCGAUGCCGAAAGUGUGCGCCGCAUUGAGGCUCCCAACGCUACGGCGCAGCUGCAAUCGGGAAACGACAUGAUCAAGUCAAACCCACUCAGCACCAUCAUGGCCUUCCUUCAGCAUAGCCGUGCGGGCGCGUAG